Capronia coronata CBS 617.96 is the source of this 1020-nucleotide messenger RNA. Its product is annotated as triacylglycerol lipase. Lineage: Eukaryota; Fungi; Ascomycota; Eurotiomycetes; Chaetothyriales; Herpotrichiellaceae. The record is from RefSeq and is a predicted model, not a curated record. The coding region runs from base 1 to 1020 and encodes 339 amino acids. The transcript has 2 exons. Gene Ontology annotation, molecular function: hydrolase activity.
AUGGUGGCUCAAAUAGUACACCAUACGCCAUAUCCAAUCCAUCCAAGCGUUAAGGAUAGGCUGCACCCGGACUAUGUCGCAUUCUACAACAAGUACCUCAUCAACCAGCAGCCGGCCCAUCUUCAGCCCAUUGCAGUUUCUCGACGAGGAGGCAGUGUCGUUGUGUGCAACAGCGAUCCUCUUCCCGUCGGCAAAUCGGAAGACAUAUGUAUUCCCCGGCAAGAGAGUGCCGGUCCAGAGGUGUCGAUUCGCUACUUCACCCCUCAAGGAGAUCCACCAGGGUCCGGCUGGCCUGCCGUGCUAUAUGUACACGGAGGAGGAUGGGUAUUCGGCGACAUUGACACUGAAAACAAUGUCUGCACCAACAUGACUGUCCGGUCCAAAUGUGUGGUGAUCACAACUGACUACAGGCUCGCCCCUGAAAACCCGUGGCCGGCAGCGAUCCAUGAUACAUGGGAAGCAUUCCUCUGGACGGUUUCACAAGGAGCAAAGCUUCUCAACCUAGACCUGGGCAAGAUGGCCGUUGCUGGAGCGUCGGCGGGAGCCAACAUUGCGGCAGUGAUUGUCCAGAACGCCACGCUUCGACCACAGCCUGGCGUAUCGAUCUGUUCGCAACUUCUCGUUGUGCCUAUCACAGACAACACAGCCAACACGUAUUCCAACCCGACGUGGAAAGCAUUCGAGUUCACUGCCGGUCUGUCUGCAAAGAAAAUGUUGUGGUAUCGUCAGCAUUACCUACCUUGUCAAGCCAACUGGACGCAUCGUGAGGCUUCGCCACUUCUGGCCUCGGACGAGGUAUUUUCCCGGCUCCCACCUGCGAACAUCAUCGUAGGUGAGCUCGACGUGCUGAGACAUGAUGGGGAAGAGUAUGCAAGAAAGUUGGAGGCCAACGGUGUGUCCGCAGUAGUCACUGUCAUGGAGGGUAUGCCACAUCCCUUUCUCGCCAUGGAUGCUGUGCUGGAUGCUGGUAAGAGGGCCAUUACGAUUAUGUGUGAGGACUUGGUUCGAGCCUUUGCGUGA